CCCAUUGUCUCCUUAGAUCUUCUGAGACAUUCAGAAAGAAACUGCAAAGACUGACAAUUUCUUCUGCUGCAAUCAAACAGUUCAACAAUGGCCAUCACUGACAUCCUUUCUGCUAAAGAUAUUGAAUCUGCUCUCUCCAGCUGCCAGGCUGCGGAUUCCUUCAAUUACAAGUCUUUCUUCUCCACGGUUGGUUUAUCCAGCAAAACCCCUGAUCAGAUAAAGAAGGUUUUUGGAAUCCUUGAUCAGGACAAGAGCGGUUUCAUCGAGGAAGAAGAGCUUCAGCUGUUUCUGAAGAAUUUCUCUUCAAGUGCCAGAGUCCUCACUUCUGCAGAGACCAAGGCUUUUCUGGCUGCAGGCGAUACUGAUGGCGAUGGCAAAAUUGGAGUAGAAGAAUUCCAAUCUCUGGUGAAGGCAUAAACAGCAUUAGACCAAAGGCAGCCUUGGACUGACUCUUCCAAUUACCUCGUCCAACAAGCACUUCGCACUCAGCAUGUGUUUGUACAUUUUUAUAUUGUUUCAGGCAUUAGCAAUUCCCCA
Messenger RNA from Cygnus olor (mute swan), 537 nucleotides. Its product is annotated as parvalbumin, thymic. Gene Ontology annotation, molecular function: calcium ion binding. The transcript is spliced from 5 exons. The record is from RefSeq and is a predicted model, not a curated record. Gene Ontology annotation, cellular component: cytoplasm; nucleus. The coding region runs from base 88 to 417 and encodes 109 amino acids. Lineage: Eukaryota; Metazoa; Chordata; Aves; Anseriformes; Anatidae.